Raphanus sativus (radish) is the source of this 1253-nucleotide messenger RNA. RefSeq names its product meiotic recombination protein SPO11-1. The coding region runs from base 42 to 1142 and encodes 366 amino acids. Gene Ontology annotation, biological process: reciprocal meiotic recombination; meiotic DNA double-strand break formation; meiotic DNA double-strand break processing. The record is from RefSeq and is a predicted model, not a curated record. Gene Ontology annotation, cellular component: nuclear chromosome. Lineage: Eukaryota; Viridiplantae; Streptophyta; Magnoliopsida; Brassicales; Brassicaceae. The transcript has 16 exons. Gene Ontology annotation, molecular function: DNA binding; ATP binding; DNA topoisomerase type II (double strand cut, ATP-hydrolyzing) activity.
GCAUUCUCGAUUCUAGAAAAAGAAACACGAAGGAGAUAAAGAUGGAGGGAAAAUUUCAAAUUUCAGAUACAACCAAUCUGCUUCGAAAGAUCAAAGAUUUUACCCGAUCGAUCGUUGAAGAUCUAGCCGAGGGAAAAUCUCCAGAAAUCUCCAUCAAUCGAUUCAGAAACUAUUGCAAUGAUCCAGAAGCGGAUUGUUUUUGCAGCUCUGAUGAACCGAAAGGUAGGGAGAUUCUCACUCUUAGGAAGACAUCUCAAACGUAUAGAAUCGAUAUGUUGCUAAGAGUACUGUUGAUAGUUCAACAACUUCUUCAAGAAAAUAGACAUGGAUCCAAAAGAGAUAUCUACUACAUGCAUCCAUCAGCAUUCAAAGCACAAUCAGUUGUGGACCGCGCAAUUGCUGAUAUAUGCAUCCUUUUUCAGUGUAGUCGGUACAACUUGAAUGUGGUGUCUGUUGGAAAUGGGUUGGUGAUGGGCUGGUUAAAGUUUAAGGAAGCUGGAAGGAAGUUUGAUUGUUUAAGCAGCCUGAAUACUGCAUUUCCCGUUCCUGUUCUUGUAGAGGAAGUCGAAGAUGUUGUUAGUUUAGCAGAGUACAUACUGGUGGUGGAAAAAGAAACAGUAUUCCAGCGUUUAGCAAAUGACAUGUUUUGCAAGACGAACCGCUGCAUCGUUGUCACAGGAAGAGGCUAUCCUGAUGUCUCUACAAGAAGGUUCUUGCGACUCUUGAUGGAGAAGUUGCAACUACCUGUGCAUUGUCUAGUCGACUGUGAUCCAUAUGGCUUUGAGAUCCUAGCCACAUACCGUUUUGGCUCCAUGCAAAUGGCCUAUGAUAUCGAAUCACUACGAGCACCAGAAAUGAAGUGGUUGGGAGCUUUUCCUUCAGACUCUGAGAUAUACGGUGUCCCCCAACAGUGUCUCUUGCCAUUGACAGAAGAAGACAAGAAAAGAACUGAAGCAAUGUUGCUCAGAUGCUACCUGAAACGUGAAAUGCCACAAUGGAGGUUGGAACUUGAAACGAUGCUGAAAAGAGGAGUGAAGUUUGAGAUCGAAGCACUCUCAGUUCACUCACUGUCUUUCUUGUCAGAGGUUUACAUCCCUUCUAAGAUUCGCAGUGAGUCGCUUCCAGUCACAAACCUAAUUUGAAGCAAGCCGUUCCCUGAAACCCUUAAAACCUUUGGACAUUUCGACCUAACAAAGACAAAACCUUUUCACACACCAAACAAACGAUGUCGUCUCUCUCUCGCCUUCUCCUCC